CUAACUGAAGAUCUACACCUCUCAAAAAUGAAAAGAAAAAGAAAAAAAGCCUAUAGAAAAUGGAAACUCUUGAAUGCUACAGUAUGUACUUCUCAGCCAUCUGGUCAAGCAUGCCAAAAAGUUGUAAAAGAUUUUGAAAAGGACAUCAAGGAACACACUUCAGAGGCCAUGUUUCAUCAGACUGAGGCAUUAGGGAAAUUGAAGGAAAAUGGAGAUGAGUGUCUAUCUGCUUCUAUAAAUGGAAAACAGAAAUCCUCUUUGCUCCCCAAAGAUGAUAAACAACCUCCAUCUGACCGCAAAAUACACAAGAGGAUGGAGAAUGAUGACUAUCCUCCGGCUAUCUCUCAUCAGCUAGAGGAAGUCUUACCAGUGGCUAUGUUUAAUGACUGUAAAAAGUCAUUAUCAGGAAAAAUUACAACACAGGAUUUCCCAAACACAGUAGAAGCCUUAAAGCCAGCAAAAGGCAAAUUUAUUAGAGAAGUCAAAUGUGGAGCUUUCAAUGUGCAAGUGGAAACCACAAAAAGCAUUUUCUGUAAAACAGGAGUACAUUUCCCAACAAAGCGGCGAUGCCCAACAUGUCACCAGCAUUAUUCUGUCCAGCAAAGACAACGAGAUUCCACAUCUCGGGGCCAGUUCUCUAAUUACAACACUGUAUUGGCAGAAAGAUUCAAACAUAAGGUUCCAUCUACAUGCAUAGGAGAGGCUUCUAAAAGAAAUGUCCCUUCAAUAAGCAUAAGCAUUGUAGGGAAAGAAAUUAUGGUUGAAUAUGUAAGUAAAAAACAGAACAUAUUAAUCAAUAUCUCUCAUUCUAAAAGCAUAGGGAAAUCAAUAAAACAUAGAAAAAGUUCCUUAAACCACACCACAAAAGAACCCUGUGAAUUUCCUUCACAGCCUGGCAUAAAUCAUCCUGAAAACAGGAGGCUUGAAAGCCAGAAACAGUGUUCAAAUGGUUUGCAUGGCAUUCCCUGUAGUGUGAAUACUGUCCAGGAAGAGAAUUCAGACACUGUUGUGGUUUCUCUAAGCCCACUUCCCAGGGGAGAGAAAAAGAAACCCAACACACCGCCUUCAGCCCCAGAUGAUUCAGAAGAGGGAGAUCCUGCUACAUCUCAACAGAAGGUCUUCCAAAUUACUCAGGACAACCCCCCAAAGCAACAUUUCUUCACAGCUGCCACUUGUCCUCUUACCUCUUCUCAAACCUUAAGGACCACAAGUUUGAAUAAUAUGGAUUUAAGUAAAAUGCCUUUUGAGGAUUCAAGGGAUGUGGAUAAAAAGAGAAAAAACAGCUCUGAUAUCAGGGAAAAUAUCAUUUCACAUUCCCAAGUACAGCCAUGCACAGCAGGAACCAAUGGUCUCCUAAGUACUGUGAGCAGCAUGAUUCCCAUUCAAGAUGCCUCAGACUCUGAGUGUUGUCCUUUGUCUUUUCCAACCAUGCAGCUCUUGGGAGAAAAAGCAGACAACCUCAGCUGCAGAGGCAAUAAAACCCUGCCAGGAGAGGGCUAUGAGAGCCCAAAUUCUGUGUCUUUCCUUGUUAGUGAACAUGCUCUGAAGUCUUCUCUGUUACUCAGUCCAUCCCACUGGGUCACCUGUAGAGAACCUGUAGAGACUUCUGGGAACACACUUUCUUUUAGCCAAUACAUUGGUGUUGGGAGAGAGCAGGACAAAGUACAUGGUGCUGUGAUUUACAGAGAUGUUAAUGAGACUGUUUUAAACAGUGACUCUUCUGUGAACACACAUCUAUUGGAAAGGAAGAACACACAGAGUCCAACAGUGAGGAUUACAUCCUGCAGCAGCCCAGUUUCGAAGAGCCCACUUCAUGGCAAUAUAUACAGCUCUGUGGAAUGGGAUCAAACAGAGAGCCAUGCAAAUCAUGUAGAGAUGACAGCCCUCAGCAGAACAGAAGGGCCAGUCUCGGCCUCCAUAACUGAUGAGUUAGAGCAGAGAGUCACUGCUCAAAAUCACAAAGAAGGCACAGUUGAUUCUAAUUGUCCCAUGGCAGUAAGAAACCCUAGAGAGUCUACCAGCUAUUUGGAAAAUGUUGAAGAUGAAAAAUGCCAGGCACUACCAGUCGUGAAGAAUAUGUGCCACAGAGAUUUUGAAGAUGCAACGAGUGAGUAUCAAAAUGAAAUCUGUGCUCCCAUGGAUUUUCCACUAAACUCUGUUGAGUCUACCUGUACAGAACAUGCUACAGAGAAGCUGUCUCUUAUUCAUAAGACACUACUUGUUAAUGAAGAUCCAAAUAGUAAUCAAGGCAGCAAAAGUUUUGAACUGAAUAACUUCCAACAGGAGCCAGCAGAGUUCCAAAGGACAGCAUCAAGAGCACACCUUGAAGAAAGUGAGAAAAACUGUGACCCCACAGAAACUUUCUACCACCCUAUAGACAUAUUGUGGUCACCACAGAAGCAGAAGGCACUGAAAGAUCAGAAUUUGGAGAUCAAUAAGCCCCGAAAGCUAUCACAGGAAUUGGUUCUAAGAGGAGGAAGAGCCAGUGAUGGUUCCCAGGAAGAAGCGAUAGACCAGUGGGCCAGGAGGAGACAGCAGUUCAAGGAGGGCAAGAGAUGCAGCUCAACAGGGGGCAGCUCUGUCAUCAGCAACUUCACAGAAGGCUCCAUCACCUCAGAUGAUGCUCAUUCUGUGGAUUUUGGCUUUCGGGUUGAUAUUGAAGAAAAAGGCUUCUACACGGAGAAUUUUCAUUCCACAGCAUGGGUUUUCCGAGGAGAUGAUGGCGAUCCUGAAGACAGCCCCAGGUGUCUUAGUAAAAAGCCAAGACCAGUCGCUGUCCGUGAGCGAACUGUGAGACUAUUCAAAGGAACAGGAGAUUAUCCCUGGGGAUUCCGGAUUCAGUUCUCCAAGCCCAUCGUGGUAACUGAAGUGGAUGCCAACAGCGCUGCUGAGGAAGCUGGCCUCCAGAUUGGAGACGUGGUGCUGUCUGUCAAUGGUACUGAGGUCACCAGUGUUGAGCAUGCAGAAGCUGUGCACCUGGCCAAGAAAGGUCCUGACAUCUUGACCAUGGUGGUGGGAUCCGACAUCAGCCGCUGUCCAAAUACCCCAUGGCCCACCUGCCGUGGCUACCUGCAUAAGAGGACUCACUCGGGCUUUGUGAAGGGCUGGAGGAAGAGGUGGUUUGUGUUGAAGCAUGACGGCUUUCUCCUCUAUUACAAACACAGAAAGGAUGAAGGGAAGUGGCCACCUCUAGAUGUAAUAAAAUUAGAAGGAGCAGAAAUCGACAUUGACAACAGCUUGGGAAAACCAUUUGUGUUUAACUGCAUGCCUCAGUCCGGAAGUAGAUUAUAUUGCCUCUGUGCAACAUCAAACCAAGAGAUGAAAAGGUGGCUUGAGGCAAUGCACAAAGCAGCCCAUCCUAUCCGCCAGAACCACGUCUGGGAAGAUGUCACACUGCACAACAGUAGCCUCCCACCCCUUGCAAUCAAACAGCCCGAAUGCCUGGGCCUCCUGCAUCAGCUGCAGACAAGCACAGAUUCGUGGAUCCAACACUACUGCAUCCUGAAGGAUGGCUGCUUGUAUUUCUAUGCUAGCAUUCGCUCCACUCAGGCAUCAGGUGGCCUGUAUCUUCAGGGAUACAGGGUGACUGAACAGACCCACGGCUUUGAGCAAUCAGUAAUUGAACUCAAACCUUCAUCAGAAGAGUUCAAGACCUUCUAUUUCUGUGCGGAAAAUAAAACGGAAAAUCAGCGCUGGAUUACAGCUUUGAAAACAUCUAUCAAAAAAUGGCUUCCUUUGGACCAAGCUAUUCAAGAGUUCAUGAAUCGACCUCUAGAGGAGACCAGAAUGUGAAAGAAAGUCUAAUUAAAAAGAUAGAUUCAAAAAAAAAAAAAAAAAAAAGAUAGAUUCCACAAGGUUGUUUCCAGCUUGAUGAAAGAAAUGAAACAUUUCCCAAUAUUCUGAAGCACAGUUUUUCAAGUGGAUCUACUCCUUAUGUAUUAAAACUUGUAGCAACCCUCUGGUAUCAGUGUUCAAAUACUGCACUUAUGUCACAGCCUAGGCUGCUUUCAUUUGCAGCAGCGUGCCCUGGGUCUCUACCUCUGACUCUUAAAACCAUAAACGAACAUGUAUUUGUCUCAUUUUCAUCCUUUAUAUUUUUUGCUAAAAGCUUCAUCCAAAACUUUGGCCAUAAGCUUCAGAGGACAUCUUGGGGCCGUGAUGCAGAACAAACUAAAAUCAUGGAAAUGAUAUUUCUGACCAGAUAAAAAGGUAUUUCAGCCAGAGGUCAUCUUGUUAGGCUCUCUUAUGAGGAACACUGCCCCAGGACUUCUUAGGUGGAGUUCUUCUCAAUAAUUUCUGGAUGUUAUUGUUAAAAAAAAAAAAACAAUAAAAUAAGGAAAUAAACUGACUCUAAGGGAGACAUCUCAAAGACAUGGAUCUGAUUCAUCAUAUGAAUUUCUACCUAGAAAGCAAAAUUUGAAAAAAGUAAAAAAAAAGAGGCCUUGGCUCUUUUUCUCAGUGUAAUGAUCUCUAUGUUCAACUGAAGAAGUUGUAAUGCAUUUUGGAAGUCCCACGGACUGGGCAUGGACCACAGAUUUCAUGUUCAGCUAUAAGAUUCGAAUACCCUGAAACCAACUCACAAGGUAAAAGCAAGCCUGUCCUUUCAUUAAGAAUGCCAUUGCAGAGCCACGAGAGCUUUGCAGCUUGACUCUUCUUUAGAGAUGAGGGAAGGGGAGGUGAUUUCCUGCUGAUGACUAGACAAGUGGAUCCUGGUACAACUGCAACUGAGUCCAGCUUCAUCUCUUGACCCAGUGUCUUCCCACCCACUGCCCUACCAUGCCCAGGAAAAUGUGGUAUGGUCACAAAAAGACAUUGAAGCUUCCUCUAAAACACUUCCAGUCUGUAGGAAAAACUUGAAGCAAUUCUCUAUUUUUUAAAUAUUACUUAACAUCAUUUUAUUACUUCUUUUACAUUUUGAGAUUGUAAUAUAAUUACAUUAUUCCCUAUC
Messenger RNA from Meriones unguiculatus (Mongolian gerbil), 4948 nucleotides. RefSeq lists its product as uncharacterized. NCBI's taxonomy places the organism in Eukaryota, Metazoa, Chordata, Mammalia, Rodentia, Muridae. The coding region runs from base 28 to 3792 and encodes 1254 amino acids. The record is from RefSeq and is a predicted model, not a curated record. The transcript has 12 exons. Gene Ontology annotation, molecular function: protein binding.